Molecule: messenger RNA, 261 nt
Organism: Malassezia pachydermatis
Lineage: Eukaryota; Fungi; Basidiomycota; Malasseziomycetes; Malasseziales; Malasseziaceae
Exons: 4
Coding region: 1-261 (86 amino acids)
Source: RefSeq, a predicted model, not a curated record
AUGACUGCCUCGUCUGCUGCCAAGAAUGCCACGAACUGGGCUAAGAUUGUGCCCGUUGAGGUGUACCCCAUUAUCGCCCUCACCGGUCUUGCCGUGGGUGGUGCUACGUGGUACAUUUCUCGUCUCGCGCGCUCCCCUGAUGUGAUUUGGGACAAGAAGAACAACCCGACCCCGUGGAACAACGUGGAGCAGGGUACUCAGUACAAGCUCAUGAACAUCAACGGUAAAUUCGACAAGAUGUACAGGCGCGACCGUCUCUAA